AUGCUGCCGCCCUUGGACGACCAGGUACUGCGCGACAACCCCGAGUUCGCCAGGCUCUACUCGACGCUCACCAACGUCGUGCUAAACCUCGACGGGACGACCAAGCAUGAUCAGGAGGAGAAGAAGCGCACCGCCGUCCGUAAGGAGCUCGAUGAGUACCGCCUCGCGGAUGUCAAGCAACGCCUCCUCACACAUGCCAUCGCUACGGCCUCACCGCCUGAGUCGCGGGCAUCCGUAGCCAGAUCCAUCACCGAGCCAGGGCAACGCCUGCGAGAAGGGGUGAGCGCUGUCGCCGAAGUGCCCGAGCUGCUGCUCGACCUCCUCCUCGUCCUCCCCCAGCUCCUCGAGGCCGAGAAGAGCCUCCCCCAAGAAUCGAUAGAGCUGCUGCUCUCCAGCCCCCCGCUCUCAGAGCUCGGCGCGAUGAUGCCGGACCUCGCCGCCCUCGUCUCCUCAAACCUGCACUCCUCAGCCCUCAGUCUCGCCCGUCUAACACACCCCACGACCAACGCGUCCUACCUCCACAGGCACGUCGCCUCACUCCCGCAAGACCACGCAGCCCUCCUCGCGAGUGUUGAGAAGGCGCGACAGGACUUGGCCGUCGCGCGCGCGCGCACGCUAGCUUCCCUCGUCGAGCUGUUGCACACGUACACGAAGUGCCUCGCCCAUCUUGUCCGGUCUCUCGAGGCGAAGCACGGCGUCGUUGCGCGUAGCCUGGAGCUCCGCGCCACCGACGUCGCCCUGCAGGCGCAGCGCGUCGACGCUGACGCGCAAAGCGCUUUGCGUAACCUCGCGAAGGAGGUGUACUCUCCCGAGGCGAUCGCCGCGUUGCGCAACUACGCCGCACAUGUGCAGGAUGCCAAAUUGAGGGCGACAGACCGCUUGCGAAGCCUCCAGGCCGAGCUUGGCGAGUACGGCGUUGGAGCCACUGGCGGCGAGGGCAAGGAGAAGAUGAUGAGAGAGAUGGCUAGAGUGCAUGGCGAAAUGACACGGCAAAUAGAGGAGGUGAAGAAGGACUUAGAGCGGCUGCAGGACGGCUAG
Purpureocillium lilacinum is the source of this 1038-nucleotide messenger RNA. RefSeq lists its product as uncharacterized. Lineage: Eukaryota; Fungi; Ascomycota; Sordariomycetes; Hypocreales; Ophiocordycipitaceae. The record is from RefSeq and is a predicted model, not a curated record.